This is a messenger RNA of Penicillium verhagenii, 1191 nucleotides long. Its product is annotated as SDR family oxidoreductase. Lineage: Eukaryota; Fungi; Ascomycota; Eurotiomycetes; Eurotiales; Aspergillaceae. The coding region runs from base 1 to 1191 and encodes 396 amino acids. The record is from RefSeq and is a predicted model, not a curated record. The transcript has 4 exons.
AUGGGGGAUAUUCGUCAUCACGAAACUGGCAAACAUGCCGUCGUGUUUGGAUGCUCUGGCAUCAAUGGCUGGGCUCUGGUCAAUCAGCUCCUGUCGGGAUACCCUUCAGCUGAAUCCUUUUCUAAAGUGACCGCGAUUGCCAAUCGACCGUUCACUGCAGAGGAUGCAAAAUGGCCACAAAAUGACCGAUUACAGAUCAUUACCGGUAUUGAUCUCCUGGGCAAAGAUGAUGUUUCCCUCGUAAAAGCAUUUGCCGAAAAAGGGAAUUCCAUCGAGACCGUGAGCCACGUCUACUAUGCAGCAUACCGCGCAAGCGACACGCCAGCGGAGGAAUGUGUUGUUAACAAGGAGAUGCUUCGCGCGGCCGUUCAAGGCUUAGAAGCCGUUUCUUCGAAGUUGGAGUUUGUCACCUUGAUUACGGGUACUAAGGCCUACGGUGUUUAUCUACUGGAAAAGUUCCCAUUCCGAGGACAAGUCCCAUUGAAGGAAGAUUUGCCUCGUGUCCCUGCGGAGUACGCGAAGGAUUUGUUCUACUAUCAUGAGGUAGACCUCCUCCAGAAGCUCUCCGUUGGCAAGACCUGGUCGUGGUGCGAGGUCCGACCGGAUGUUAUUGUCGGUGUGGCCCCCUUUGGAAACGCAAAUUGCAUGGCUCAGACUAUGGGCAUUUACUUGGGCUUAUACCGGGCUCUUGAAGGAGAGGGCGCCCGAGUUCCCUUCCCUGGAAACGAGACUACAUGGCGUUUGCUUUCAACGGAUUCCAAUCAGGACAUCAUAGCUCGCUUCUGUAUACACGCAUCGUUCCAAAACCGGGAGAAAGUGCAUGCUCGUGCAUUCAAUAUCGCUGACAGUGCAACCCCCGUUUCAUGGUCUCAGCGAUGGCCCGUACUCGCUCGUUACUUUGGUCUUGAAGGCACAGGCCCAGAUGACUCGAGUGUUCACCCAACAGUUUAUGUGGAGCGUCACUGGGAGGAAUUCCAGAACUUGUGUCGCAAGGCCAAUCUCCAGGAGGAUAUCAUUUACAAGAGCAUGCACAACACUGGAGCUAGAAUGGGCAGUCUUCGUCUGAUGGACUUCGAUCGGCCUUUCGAUCUAGGAAGAGCACGAGCUCUAGGAUUUACUGAGGAGCUUAGUACUGAAGCCUCCUGGUAUAACGCCUUCGAUCGAGUACGCAAGGCAAGGAUCAUGUUGUAG